AUGGAUGGCCGGAAGUCCUCCUCUGGAAUUUACUCCGUUCGUGGUUCUGUCAACGAGGCGUUCGACAUGGUGCUGCGCCACGCCCGCAACUACACGGCGCUGAUGUUCCACGGGCAGUUCCGCGGGCUGGCCGCCGCCGCCGCCGCCCCCGUGGCCGAGCUCUUCGCCGACAUCUCGCUCUACAUCCUGGGCUCGGACGGCAGCGUGGACGACAUGGUCAACUCCUUCUUCGACGCGCUCUUCCCGCCGGCCUACCGCCGCCUGCUGAGCCCCGGGGCGGGCGGCGGGGCGUCCGAGGAGUGCCUGCGGGCGGCAGGCCGGGGCGCCGGGGCGUUCGGGCCCUACCCGAAGCUCAUCAUGACCCGGAUGUCCCGCUCUCUCCUGGCCACCCGCGUCUUCCUGCAGGCGCUCAACCUGGGCAUCGAGGUCAUCAACACCACCGACCACCUCAAGUUCGGCAAGGACUGCGCGCGCUCGCUGCUGAGGCUGUGGUACUGCCCCCACUGCCAGGGCCUGCUGGGGGCCAGGCCGUGCCAGGGCUACUGCCUGGCGGUGAUGCAGGCCUGCCUGAGCCACGUGGCCGAGGUGCAGCCCCACUGGGAGGAGUACAUCGAGGGGCUGGGGGCGCUGGCCGCCAGCAUGCGGGGCGUCCACGACAUGGAGAACGUGCUGCUCAAGCUGUACGCCCUGGUCCGCGACGCCGUGCUGCACAGCUACAGGAACCGGCUGCACCUGGCCGCCCUGGUGAGCAACAUGUGUGGUCACUCCUCGCAGCGGCUGACUCGCUCUGCUCCCCCUCCUCAUCGGCCGUCUGGGGACCCCAGGGGACUGAAGACCCUAACCUUUGACCCCGAGGAAACCUUGGCUGGCCGGAGGAGGGAGUUCAUCGCCAGCCUGCGCGGGUUCAGCAGUUUCUAUAGCAACCUGCCGGAGGCGCUGUGCAGCCGGGAAUCCGCCGUGCUCAACGACUCCCUCUGCUGGAAUGGGAAGGAAAUUGCCGAGAGGUUCCCGUCCGCAGGAGCAAAGCGCGCCCAGGCACACGGCACAGAAACGAAGAACAAGGCGCCAGAGCCAGUGAUCAGCCAGAUCAUCGACAAACUGAAACACAUUAACCAGCUCCUGAGACUGGUGUCGGCCCCCCGGCGCAGGUUCAAGACCCGAUCGGGCGGGGGCGGCGCGGAGCAGGAGGAGGAGGUCCUGGAGAGCGGCGACUGCGACGACGAGGACGAGUGCAGUGGCUCGGGGCUGGGGCUGCCCCCCCGCCACAGGAGGCUGCGCAUCUUCGCAGAGCUGGCAGACGACCUGGCCAUGGAUGACCUCACCUUGCACCAGCAGCUGCUGACCCCCUGGAUGGCGACCGACGGGCACGGGGAGGGACCUGCGUCGGGGGCCGCCGCUGGAGACCCGGGGGCAGCCGGCGCCGCCGCAGUGGCAGUAUCGCUGGCACUCAGCUUCCUCGGGCCUCACUGACCAGCUCGAUCCCUCUGUCUCAGACACUUGGGCCCUCUCCGCGGGGCCACACCAUCCAGUACUUCCCAGUACUGCCCAGAACUGCCCACAAUAGGCCCAGGCAGGAAUCCUCAUAGCUUGUAAAUAGGUCCCUGCGUGCUGUUAGCUUUGGUGUCUUCUUUCUGUGUGCCAAAGGUAGCUUCUCGUCUCCCGUCUGACAGUGAAUGAACACAGGCGGAUUUAGAGUUCCUGUCCACAACUCCACUGCCUUGUUGUUUCCAGGACAAGAGCAGUGGUUCUCACUCAGACUCUGGGGUGCACAAGCCCAUGGGAAGCUCUUUUCCAAUCCCAAGAGCUCCCUGCUCCAGUGACAUCACAGCACACCUAGGGAUGCUGGGAGAAAGAGGGCUUCUCCGUGUGGUGAAAGCUGCAUGCAAGAACUCUGAUCUGUGUGAUAGGAUUCAGCCAGACUGGUACGAAAAGAGCUGCUUGUACAGUUGUUGUUGUUGUUGUUGUUGUUGUUGUUUUUUUACUGCAGCCAAACCACUCACACUCACAGGAAGGAAUGAAAGUGACUGAAUCUGUCGUGUACAAAGGCUGUUUUGUGUCUGUUACCUGCCUCUUUUGAAGUGACUCCUUAGGUCAGAUAUUUUGAUUCAACUGGGGAACAGCUCCAUAAUUUAGAUCUGUUAAGAGUGAUAACAUAUAUUUGCAGAACUAACAUUAUUGAAUGUGCUAAUUUAUGUCAUACAUGUACAGACAACAUCAGUGAUGUUAAUAGUAAUAGUAAGGGUGAUAUGAUGAGGCUGUGUGUCCUCAGAGGAGAUGUCUUGCCAAAUGUUAAUGCCUUUGGGUUGUGUAGGAGGAACUGUGUAAAGAGGAGUGCAGGAGCUCCCUGUCAGAGCUGUCACGUUAGUGUGUACUAUUCCAACUGCGCCCCUAGGGACAGCACUCAGUUAACCCUAGAGCUGGUGUACUGAUGUUGAGAGUGUCCCCAAUUACAAAGAGGGUUUGAUGAAGCGCAUUCCUCCUGCCACUGCUGACAUCACUUGUGUAAAAGGGCGAUGGGCACAUUUUAGUUGUUGUCUGGAAAGGAGGAUUAAAUGUUCACGGAUGCUGAAAAAAAUGAACGUUAAUCAUUCCACUCACGACUCACUUCUCAAAACCUGUCUCCCCCUUGACGUGGGCACUCCAUCACUUCUGGCCUGGUUUCUGACGUGGUACACUGGAGCUCUGGUAAGGCGUUGUGUCCCUGGGGGUAAGACCAGAGGGUGCUGGCUGAUUUCUCUACCUAGCCAAAAGAGACCUUGCGCCCCGUGUCUUGCAAAUUGCUCUUUCAUGUAAACUGUAAAAACUGCAUCCUGUAAUGACCCAUCACACCAUGAGCUACCAGCACUGUAGAGUUUGUAGCAGAACUGGUAGGUGAGCAGUGUGUUUUCUAGAUCUUUAACACGUGUUUCUAUUACUGAUGUAUCAAAAAGGACUUUUUAAGUCUUUGGCAGAUCCUGUAAAAUCCUGUGCAUUUGCAGAAUAGAAUAAAUUAAUACUGGAGGGACAAAACUU
Messenger RNA from Lepisosteus oculatus (spotted gar), 3012 nucleotides. The record is from RefSeq and is a predicted model, not a curated record. Lineage: Eukaryota; Metazoa; Chordata; Actinopteri; Semionotiformes; Lepisosteidae.